UAAGAUAACAGACAAGGGCUAUGGACAGAUCCUACUAGUCUGUCUUUUGGCCAGAGGAAUCUUGGACUGCGACUUACAGUCCCAGAGACUGGAAUAUAUCUCAAGACUUCCGGAAGGAUUGACAGAGAGGUAUGACGACAUCAUGUAUUACAUCGAGAAACGCCACGCUUGGGAACACGCACGCAAAGCUUUUAUGUUUAUGUUAGCCUCCUCGAAGCCGGUCACAUCAAGUCUUCUGAUUGCCGCAAUUGCGCAAGAUGUAAAUACAACAAACAUCCAGCUCCCUCCUCGUGACUUGAACGCGCAAGAUACUUUCCAAUUCUCCCACGGAUCGGCUGGAGAGUAUUUAAAAAAUAGUUUUAGCACCGGAAUGUGUAACUUGUACUUGGCAAAACAAUCAAUGAUAGUUUUGAGUGACACAAGUUACUGCGAAAAGGCCUUAGACCCACAAAAUGGGCUUAUCGCUGUCAGACCACUCGUCAUCCACUGUUUGUUCUCUUGGAUGUUGUUCGUCAGGUCUUUGGGAAACAAGGCUACCUCUGAUCCUCAAAUACUAAGCCUCCUUCAGAGAUUCUUUCUGCCCCGAAAAUCAAGAUCUGGAUAUACUCUCUGGCAUGAGAUGUGUAGGAAGACCGUUCAUGAGGUUAUGGAUAUAGGAUCAGUAUUUGAAGAACAUUGGUGCUGGCUCUCUGAUGUUCUCCGCUCCCAGUCUUCUCCGGUAUUUUUGCUUGGUGCCUUUGGUCUGAGCUCGGUCAUCGAAAAAAUUGGUAAAAAGUCCAAUUGGGAGUGGAAUGAGGUGAACGACGACGGUGAAACAUGCUUUAGUUUAGCAGUUAAAUACCGUCAUAUUCAUACCAUUCGGACAUUUCUGGACCGAGGUAUGCCCGUGCGACCCUGUGACUUCUCCAUGGUGCUCCGAGAUAAAGAUCACCACAUGGACAUUGCUCUUCUAAUAUGUAGAGCUCCGCAUAUUGCAUUAGGGAAGCUGUUAAAUACCGAAACCCUCAUAGCUGCUGCGUGGAACUUUGCUUAUCGGGGAAGAAUACUACGGCAGUUAGUAUGCCAUUGGCCUCCUACUGUACCAAUUGAGAUAAGCAAGGAGUUAGUUUGGGCAUUCGCGAUUCAUUAUGAUAUCAAGUUCGAUAAGUCAACGAAAUACUUAGAAGCCCUUGUGAGGAACAACAAAAUUCUAAUUAAUGAGGAGACAUUGCCGAUCAUUGCGGCUGAAUGGAGUUCGAGCAUAAUGGGUAUAGUUCUUUCACGAUCUCCCAAACUGGCUUCACGAAUUUCUUCAAAGUUAUUGUUCGCUGCUGUCAAAAAUAAUGCGGAUGGGCUACGAAUGCUAGAAGUUCUUCUAAGACAUAGUCAUAAAGUUAUUCACAUGACACUCGGACAGAAACUACUUACAAGAGCUACAAGGAAUGAGCUUUGGGGCGAUUCAUUAGUUGAGCUUUUUCUUUGUGUCAACAAGAAGAUUUGCGUCACUGGGAUAGAUCUGGUAACUGCAUCGACGGUUGAAAAACACGAAAAAGCUUUGCUCACACUGCGAGCUCUUCUCAAAAAGUGCAAUCACGAUGUUAUUACGCGACAUGUUUUACAAAAUAUCAUCAACAAUACAAAGGACUGGAGUGACCAGUCAGUGGAAUGCCUUGAAAAGAUGAUCUGGAAAUCUAAGGGAUUCAACUAUAAAGGCGCGGAGCUCAUUUGGGCUGACGUGGAGGGAAAGUCUGGACACACAGCAUGUGAACAAUUGCAUGAUAUUCGAACUAAAAGGGGGGAAUGCUUAAACACAUCAAGCCUGCUUAAACGCUCGUAUCGCAUAGGCAAGUGCCGCGUAUAUAUACCAAAGGUGCAUAUGUGAGAGUCCAAAGAGCCAGGUCGAUCAAUUACAUAUAUUCGAUACUAGUUAGAGAAGUACGAACGUACUGAUGAUGAUCAAUUAAUAGUGAAGGUAACUCUGUAUCAACAAUCUCGGUUGAUCACGAAAAACU
This is a messenger RNA of Aspergillus caelatus, 1991 nucleotides long. RefSeq lists its product as uncharacterized. Lineage: Eukaryota; Fungi; Ascomycota; Eurotiomycetes; Eurotiales; Aspergillaceae. The record is from RefSeq and is a predicted model, not a curated record. The transcript has 3 exons. The coding region runs from base 143 to 1861 and encodes 572 amino acids.